Messenger RNA from Symphalangus syndactylus (siamang), 2343 nucleotides. It is a transcript of the gene PSTK, whose product is annotated as phosphoseryl-tRNA kinase. NCBI's taxonomy places the organism in Eukaryota, Metazoa, Chordata, Mammalia, Primates, Hylobatidae. Gene Ontology annotation, molecular function: tRNA binding; kinase activity. The record is from RefSeq and is a predicted model, not a curated record.
CCUCGCCUCCUAUUCUUUGAUUUCCAGUGACUUAUUUUCGAAAGAUUGCUGGAGGGAAAGGCUCAAUGUCUCUUUUGGGAUUUUCCUGAGCAGAAAGACCUCAUCCUAACAAAACUGAGGCGCCAAUCCUACUGGCUGGCAACUUUCGGCAGGGAGGGUGAUUCUAUUUGAAGAUUAAUCCUAACUCUGGGACCCCUUGGGAAUGUCCAGGAGCUAGGAACGCAGCGCCGGGGUCUCUCCAGCCUCUGGUCCCCGGGAGCAGCAGGGCGCCGGUGGAGCAGGUGCCUCUGGGGCCGCACGGAAACCCAGCCAGGCCAGUUUCUCCACUGCGCCGGUAGGCGGCGGAGACGCUGCGCGUGCGCGCUGGGCAGACGGUAGCUCGGAGUCGACGUUCCCAGACUCCUCCGGGCUCCCCGCGCAGCAUGAAGACCGCCGAGAAAACCAGAGGAACCGGCAGCGACGGGCCGCGCAAACGAGGCCUCUGCGUCCUCUGCGGCCUCCCCGCGGCAGGAAAAUCGACUUUCGCGCGCGCCCUCGCCCACCGGCUGCGGCAGGAGCAGGGUUGGGCCGUCGGUGUCGUCGCGUAUGAUGACGUCAUGCCCGACGCGUUUCUCGCCGGGGCAAGAGCGCGACCGGCGCCAUCCCAAUGGAAAUUGUUUCGACAGGAACUGUUGAAGUACCUGGAAUACUUCUUGAUGGCUGUCAUUAAUGGGUGUCAGAUGUCUGUCCCACCCAACAGGACUGAAGCCAUGUGGGAAGAUUUUAUAACCUGCUUAAAGGAUCAAGAUCUGAUAUUUUCUGCAGUAUUUGAGGCCCAGUCUUGCUACCUCUUAACAAAAACUGCUGUUUCUAGACCUUUGUUUUUGGUUUUGGAUGACAAUUUUUAUUAUCAGAGUAUGAGAUAUGAAGUCUACCAGCUGGCUCGGAAAUAUUCGUUGGGCUUUUGCCAGCUCUUUUUAGAUUGUCCUCUUGAGACCUGUUUACAGAGGAAUGGCCAGAGGCCACAGGCACUGCCUCCUGAAACCAUCCACCUGAUGGGAAGAAAGCUAGAAAAGCCCAACCCUGAGAAAAAUGCUUGGGAACACAACAGCCUCACAAUUCCGAGUCCAGCAUGUGCUUCGGAGGCCAGCCUGGAGGUGACUGAUUUAUUGCUCACUGCUUUGGAAAAUCCAGUAAAAGAUGCUGAGGACAAUAUGGAACAAAAGGACACAGACAGAAUUAUUUGUUCAACUAACAUUCUUCAUAAAACUGAUCAGACACUCCGAAGGAUUGUAUCUCAGACAAUGAAGGAAGCAAAAGGUAAUCAGGAAGGCUUCUCAGAGAUGACAUUUAAGCAAAGAUGGGUAAGAGCGAACCAUGCAGCUAUCUGGAGGAUCAUUCUAGGCAAUGAGCACAUCAAGUGCAGAAGCCCAGAGGUUGGUUGGUUGGAGUGUUGCAGAAUCGAGAAGAGGCCAUUGAGCAUGGGGUGAGGUAAGAAAGGGGGAAAGGUAGUCAGGGGCAGGUGUAAGAUCAGCAUGGAAUUUGAAUAAAGUCAAUGUAUUAUAAAUCUGAAUUUACAUAACAGAUGAAAUAUGUGGUAACUAGAGUUUUACACAGUAAUUCCAUUAGGUUUUGAAUAUUGUAUUGCUAUAUUUAAAAUUGUACCUUUAAAAACCAGCAACGAACAUUUUUUGAGCACCUUUCUAUAUGUUAAGUGCUUUACAAAUAGUUUCUAAUCUUCACAGUCCUAUAAGGUAGGUGUAAUUUUACAAAUGGGGGAAUGGAGGUUCAUAGAGGAACGAGUAACUUGUCCAAGACUGAACAGCUACUAAAUAUUUGGGUAACCUGGGGUCCAGAAUUACAUCCAGUUCCAGUCUGUGCUUCCCAUUCUGCUCCCCUGCAUCACCAUCAUUUAUUACCUUUACAAAAGCUUAGAACAUUGGAAAAGGAAACAAUAUACCAGCCAUACUCUUUUUGAAUUUGUAUAAAACUGUGAUCUACAAGUUGAUUUUAUAUUGUAACCCAGGGUAUAACCCAGUACAUGAACUCAUGUGUGGAAACAAGUUUCACAAAACACCUUCACAUAUUUAAUGAACUCUUGUGUUCUACUUGAUUUCAUUUUAGAAAAAUACUGAUUGCCACUUAUUAAUGGGUUACAAUGCAAAGUUUGAGAAACAGAGGACCGGAACAGAAAUGGCAUCAUAAUGAAAGUAAAACAAAAAAUAGUUUCAGGAGUUCUCACUCAACCAUUUGCCUUUCUUCUUUUCUGUUUAUAAAAUGAAGCAAGGUCCUGGGGGAUUCUGGGGGGCAGGGUUAUGCCCAAAUCACUCUUAUAUCCCACCCAUUUAAAAACAUACAGAUAGA